Candidula unifasciata is the source of this 537-nucleotide messenger RNA. The record is from the annotation of a GenBank genome assembly. Lineage: Eukaryota; Metazoa; Mollusca; Gastropoda; Stylommatophora; Geomitridae.
AUGAGGACAAUUUACCUGCUGUUUCUGCUGAGCCUGUUUGGUGUCCUCUCCGUGGCAGACAAGAGCCAUUUUGGCGAUGGAGACACAGCAAGAGCUGCCAACGUCCGCAAAUUGUUUUUCACUGAUGCAACUUUCCGGACUAAGACUGGAGAAUGGAGAUACUCUCUCUCAACAUAUUAUCUGGACAGACCAAGUGCAGCUUUUGCUUGCAAAAAGCUGGGAGGACAACUGGCACAAAUCUCAUCCGAGGAUAAGUACAUCUUCAUAACGAACUGGCUAGAAACGUUGUCACCUUACGACCAACAACAGAUUCACGUUGGAGGGUUUCUGGAAAGAAACUUGGUAUGGACCCAGGAUAAUCGCGAAGACAUGACCUUUCUUGUUUGGCAUCAAGACGAGCCUACAGUUCGCCAUGUUGACACCUGGCAAGAGAGUUGUCUUCUAUUGGAGAAAAGAAAUGGGAAGUUCAAGAUGAACGAUGUCGCAUGCAAAGAUCUCAGGAGGCGAUUUCUUUGCGAAGAGCACAAGGCUUUUUAG